Messenger RNA from Parastagonospora nodorum SN15, 1035 nucleotides. RefSeq lists its product as hypothetical. Lineage: Eukaryota; Fungi; Ascomycota; Dothideomycetes; Pleosporales; Phaeosphaeriaceae. The transcript has a single exon. Bases 1 to 1035 code for a protein of 344 amino acids. Gene Ontology annotation, molecular function: protein binding; zinc ion binding; histone methyltransferase activity. Gene Ontology annotation, cellular component: nucleus. The record is from RefSeq and is a predicted model, not a curated record.
AUGACAAGGGCUGCGUUGACUGCAAAGACUACCACGGCUUUGACAUACAUACGGAAGGAGUAUGUGCGACGCCUUAAGAAAGUCCCGGGUGCACCUAUCCACCUGUACAAUGUCGUGGACAGUUCUACGCCAUCUCUGCAGUUCAAGUACAUCCCAGAGUACGUGCUUCGAGAAGGCGUUCAUCGCGCCUCGAGUGAGGCACAAGUCGGUUGUCAGCAGUGCUCGCCGCAUAUGGGCCGCGACAUCGGUUGCGAAUAUACUAAGAAAUGCGAUUGCCUAGAAUACGCCGCAGUUGAUGAGAGCCGCAUCACGGAUCCAGAGAUGAUUGCGCAAUACGAAGACUACAAGCUCAACGGUGGGGACUCGAUGGGUUUCCCCAAGAAGUUUCCGUACUUCGCUGAGGGUACUAAGAUUCAGCGUACAGGCGCCCUAGUACCGUUCUACCUCAACUCUCGCCGGCCGAUUUAUGAAUGCAACGACAAAUGUAAGUGCGGUCAGUACUGUCGGAAUAAAAACGUGCAGUUUGGUCGCACUGUGGAAGUUGAGAUAUUCAAGACACCCACCGGACGAGGCUGGGGCUUAAGAUGUAAGAAAGAUCUUCACGAGGGUCAAUUCAUCGACACUUAUCGUGGAGAGGUCAUCACUGACGCUGAGGCGACCCGUCGUGAGGAAGCGUCAUUAUCCAAAGCCAAAGCAUCGUAUCUGUAUUCCCUCGACAAGUUCGCCGACACGGAGAAUCUGAACGUUGAGGAAAUUUAUGUCGUCGAUGGCGAGUUUAUGGGCGGCCCGACCAAAUUCAUUAACCAUUGCUGCGAGCCGAAUUGUCGCCAGUACACAGUAAGCUACAACAAGCAUGACUGCAAAGUUUACGACAUCGCCUUCUUUGCAUGUCGCUUCAUUCCUGCGGGCGAAGAGUUGACGUUCGAUUACCUCGAUAAGGACGAGAGUGAGAGCCAGGAAUUGGAAGAACCUGGUGAAGGAGCGAUACCUUGUCUAUGUGGCGCGAAGAAUUGCAGGAAAUGGCUGUGGACUUGA